Messenger RNA from Xiphias gladius (swordfish), 996 nucleotides. It is a transcript of the gene ptges3a, whose product is annotated as prostaglandin E synthase 3a (cytosolic). Gene Ontology annotation, cellular component: nucleus; cytosol. The transcript is spliced from 8 exons. Gene Ontology annotation, molecular function: Hsp90 protein binding; prostaglandin-E synthase activity; protein-folding chaperone binding. Gene Ontology annotation, biological process: prostaglandin biosynthetic process; chaperone-mediated protein complex assembly; telomerase holoenzyme complex assembly. The record is from RefSeq and is a predicted model, not a curated record. Bases 176 to 655 code for a protein of 159 amino acids. NCBI's taxonomy places the organism in Eukaryota, Metazoa, Chordata, Actinopteri, Istiophoriformes, Xiphiidae.
CGAGAGAACGGCGAAAACACGCGAUGUUUGGAGAGACACCACUGCAUCUGUUGUAAACGUUAGAGUUAGCUAACUCUAGGUUUCAGCGAUCAUUUUUGCUGGACGCUACAGCUAGGCAACACUGUUAUCUAUAUCGUGGUCCGACGAGGGAGUUUUAAUUGCUAAAAAAGUGAAGAUGCAGCCUGCAACAGCUAAGUGGUAUGACAGGCGGGACUCUGUUUUUAUAGAGUUCUGCGUGGAGGACAGUAAAGAUGUGCAAGUAAAUUUCGACAAGUCCAAAAUUGAUUUCAGCUGUGUCAGCGGAACAGAUAAUAUCAAGCACCAGAAUACAGUGGACCUUUUCGGGGAGAUCGACCCCAAAGAAUCCAAACACAGACGCACUGACAGGUCUGUGUUGUGUUGUUUACGAAAAGCAGAGGCUGGGAAAUCAUGGCCACGACUCACCAAAGACAAGACAAAGUGCAACUGGCUGAGUGUGGAUUUCAAUAAUUGGAAAGAUUGGGAAGAUGACUCAGAUGAAGACUUGUCAAGUUUUGACAGGUUCUCAGAGAUGAUGAACAGCAUGGGAGGGGAUGAUCUACCUGAUUUAGAUGGUGCAGAUGAUGAGCAUGAUUCUGCAGACAGUGAUGAUGAAAAAAUGCCCGACCUUGAGUAGAUGAAUACGGAAGCCACACCAGUAGUAAAGUGAGUUAUAAGUCGGUUGAAGAGAGAGACAAGGCAUGAGUUUGCAGCCACGUUGGAGAAGAAAUCUCAUCUCUCUGCGCAGUUUCCAAAGCGAAACCCCUCAAGGGAGUGACAGGGAAUGACUGUUGGAUACAGACAUGCACAGAGAUCCAUAGCGACAUACAGUGCUGUGCUUUGCUGUUCUGUUCUGCAUGGACAAUUCUGUUCAAAUGAAAAUGUUAUUGUUCAUUGACUUAAAUGACUGUAAUGGGAUGUGCUGAUAUCUUACACCUUCUGUUUUUUUUUUUUUUUUUUUUUUGCAAUGUCCUGUUA